GGGAGGUGCUGGCGGCCAUCUUGGCCGGUCUCUCUUCGUGUGCUGUGCACGUUGCUUCGGUGGGGAGGAACGAAUCAGAGAUCCCGCCGAGUACCGGAGCGGUGGAGGCUUCCGUUUUACCUUCCGUGUCGCUCCUGGAGCGGUGUUAGACUCCCCGGCGAAGCAUCGUUUGGCGAAACCUGCUGAAACUACAUUUACCAAAAUGGCAGACAAGCUUACAAGAAUAGCUAUUGUAAAUCAUGACAAAUGCAAGCCAAAGAAAUGUCGGCAAGAAUGCAAGAAGAGUUGCCCGGUUGUACGAAUGGGGAAACUUUGCAUAGAAGUUACUCCACAAAGUAAGAUUGUAUGGAUUUCUGAAACACUGUGCAUUGGUUGCGGUAUCUGUAUUAAGAAAUGUCCUUUUGGAGCGUUGUCCAUUGUGAACUUGCCGAGUAAUCUUGAGAAAGAAACUACACAUAGAUACUGUGCCAAUGCAUUUAAGCUUCACCGAUUGCCUACUCCUCGUCCUGGAGAAGUACUUGGGUUGGUUGGCACCAAUGGUAUUGGGAAAUCAACCGCGUUGAAGAUUUUGGCUGGAAAGCAAAAGCCAAACCUUGGAAAGUACGAUGAUCCACCUGAUUGGCAAGAAAUAUUGACCUACUUCAGAGGAUCUGAGUUGCAAAAUUACUUCACCAAGAUUUUGGAAGAUGAUUUAAAGGCUAUCAUUAAACCUCAGUAUGUGGACCAAAUCCCAAAAGCAGCGAAGGGCCCAGUAGGAACUAUCUUGGAUAGAAAGGAUGAAACGAGAACCCAGACAAAAAUAUGCGAACAGCUUGAUCUGACACAUCUGAGAGACCGAAAUGUGGAGGACCUUUCUGGUGGAGAGUUGCAACGAUUUGCUUGUGCGGUUGUAUGUAUCCAGAAAGCUGAUAUCUUCAUGUUUGAUGAACCAUCUAGUUACUUAGAUGUGAAGCAACGCCUGAAGGCAGCCAUUACCAUUCGAUCUCUUAUUGAUCCAGAUCGUUACAUCAUUGUUGUGGAGCACGAUUUGAGUGUGCUGGAUUACCUUUCAGACUUCAUUUGCUGCCUGUAUGGUGUGCCAAGUGCUUAUGGUGUUGUUACCAUGCCUUUCAGUGUCCGAGAAGGCAUAAACAUUUUCUUGGAUGGAUACGUUCCAACAGAAAACUUACGAUUCAGAGAUACAUCUCUGGUUUUUAAAGUGGCUGAAACAGCAAAUGAAGAGGAAAUAAAAAAGAUGUGCAUGUAUAAAUAUCCCUCCAUGAAAAAGAAGAUGGGUGACUUUAAGCUUGCCAUCAUAGCUGGGGAGUUCACAGAUUCUGAAAUCAUGGUCAUGUUGGGCGAAAAUGGAACUGGAAAGACCACAUUUAUCCGAAUGCUUGCUGGAAGGCUGAAACCAGAUGAAGGAGGCGAUGUCCCAGUUCUUAAUGUGAGCUACAAACCACAGAAGAUCAGCCCCAAAUCAACAGGCAGUGUUCGUCAGCUGCUUCAUGAAAAAAUCAGAGAUGCCUAUACCCACCCGCAGUUUGUUACUGAUGUGAUGAAACCAAUGCAGAUUGAAAAUAUUAUUGAUCAAGAGGUGCAGACAUUGUCUGGUGGUGAACUUCAACGUGUUGCCUUGGCUUUGUGUCUAGGUAAACCUGCAGAUGUCUACCUAAUUGACGAACCUUCAGCAUACCUGGAUUCUGAACAGCGUCUCAUGGCAGCUAGAGUCAUAAAACGAUUCAUACUACAUGCAAAGAAGACUGCCUUUAUUGUGGAGCACGAUUUUAUUAUGGCCACCUACCUUGCUGAUCGUGUCAUUGUGUUCGACGGUAUCCCUUCCAAAGAUACUUUAGCAAACAGCCCUCAGACCCUUUUGGCUGGUAUGAACAAAUUUUUGUCUCAGCUGGAAAUCACAUUUAGGAGAGAUCCCAACAACUACAGACCUAGAAUAAACAAAAUGAAUUCCAUCAAGGACGUGGAUCAGAAGAAGAGUGGAAAUUACUUUUUCUUGGAUGACUAAACACCAAUCCAAACAUCAAUUCUUAACAUAAAGCCUCUUGUGUGAAACUUUAUGCUGUUUCACAGAAUUCACCUAAAUUGAACUAGAAUCUGUCAGAGUACCACUGUUUAGUGUACAUAUUCCAAAUGCAGCCUAGUGGUUGUACAUGGGGAGAAUAUAUCCAUUCCACAUUCCUGCACUAUUCUGAAACAAAAGUAUAAAUUUGUAUGGGUUAACAACUUGUAUAAGUUAUUUAUCAUCCUAUAUGCUGACAAAUAUCCACCAAUUUUAGACACUUGAAAUUUAUUUCUUGACAAUAUGGUUUAUAAAACUGCUACCAUUGAGUUCAAUCUUGUUUUAAAGAGGGAUUUAACCCAAGAAGAGGUUUUGAAAAAUAAAUAUCCACCUCAAAUUGA
This is a messenger RNA of Pelobates fuscus (common spadefoot toad), 2397 nucleotides long. It is a transcript of the gene ABCE1, whose product is annotated as ATP binding cassette subfamily E member 1. Gene Ontology annotation, biological process: translational initiation; translational termination; ribosomal subunit export from nucleus. The record is from RefSeq and is a predicted model, not a curated record. The transcript is spliced from 17 exons. Lineage: Eukaryota; Metazoa; Chordata; Amphibia; Anura; Pelobatidae. Gene Ontology annotation, molecular function: ATP hydrolysis activity; iron ion binding; ATP binding. The coding region runs from base 203 to 2002 and encodes 599 amino acids.